Plenodomus lingam JN3 is the source of this 1755-nucleotide messenger RNA. RefSeq lists its product as uncharacterized. The record is from RefSeq and is a predicted model, not a curated record. Gene Ontology annotation, molecular function: dolichyl pyrophosphate Man9GlcNAc2 alpha-1,3-glucosyltransferase activity. Gene Ontology annotation, cellular component: endoplasmic reticulum membrane. NCBI's taxonomy places the organism in Eukaryota, Fungi, Ascomycota, Dothideomycetes, Pleosporales, Leptosphaeriaceae. Gene Ontology annotation, biological process: protein N-linked glycosylation.
AUGGCUUCUCCAGCGAGUCACAAGCCGAGGCGGCGGCGAAAGAUUGAAGAGGGCUCUCUCGCCUAUGUUGCCCACGGUACUCUUGACCUCGAUCAGAACACCAAUGCCCGCACGCCUGCCUUCCCUCUGGUUGCCUUCCUCUGGCCCGCCAAGGGCACCGUCUCGCAAUGGGUCACGAUUCCUCUUAUCCUGAUGGCCGUUGGCCUCUUCCGCUGGGCAGUCGGCCUCUGGGGCUACUCAGGCUUUCAGAGCCCUCCGAUGCAUGGCGACUUUGAAGCGCAGCGGCACUGGAUGGAGUUGACGACACACUUGCCUGUGUCCAAGUGGUACUUCUAUGACCUGCAAUGGUGGGGCUUAGACUACCCACCAUUGACUGCCUACCACAGUUGGAUUUUGGGCAUCAUUGGCUCUACCAUUGAUCCCGCCUGGUUUGCACUGGACGAAUCGCGCGGCCUCGACGACCCGUCCCUCAAGAUUUAUAUGCGCGCCACCGUAUUUGCAUCAGAGUACCUCAUCUAUGUACCCGCUGUGGUCAUCUUCCUCCGCCAUUACGCGCGCCUCCAAGGCGUAAACAUUUGGGAGUCCUCGAUUGCCCUGGUCGCGAUUCUAAUGCAACCUGGUGUCAUCCUAAUCGACCAUGGCCACUUUCAAUAUAAUACAGUGAUGCUGGGGUUCGCAGUCGCAACCCUGUCCAGUAUGGUAGCUGGUAGGCCAUUAUGGGCAUGUGUCUUCUUUGUGGGCGCCCUUGGCUUCAAGCAAAUGGCUCUCUUCUAUGCGCCUGCCGUGUUUGCCUAUCUUCUGGGCAUAUGCGUCUUUCCGAGGAUCAACAUUGUGCGCUUGAUUGCCAUUGCGCUGACUACCAUUGCAGCAUUCGCUGUACUAUUCCUCCCGUUCCUGUUAGGUGUUGCGUACGAUUCGCACAAGGGCUUCUCGUUUAAUCAUCUCGAAACGCCGUUCAUGUCCGUAAGAUGGUUCAUGACACCUUGGAACAUGAAUGCCUGGUACUACCCAUUUGUUCUAGAACUGGCCCAGUCUAUCCACCGCAUCUUCCCCUUCUCGAGGGGCCUUUUCGAGGACAAAGUUGCCAAUAUCUGGUGCACGAUCCACACGUUCCAUAAACUCCACAGAUAUCCUAUCCAGCUCCUGCAGCGAUUGGCCCUGGUCGCUACGUCUGCUGCUAUCCUACCACCAUGUCUCAUCCUCUUUCUUAAACCGAAGAAGCAAUUGCUUCCCGUUGCGUUUGCAGCAGUAUCGUGGGGCUUCUUUCUCUGUUCCUAUCAGGUUCACGAAAAAAAUGUCUUGUUACCGCUAAUGCCCAUGACUCUGCUUUUGAGUGGAAAGGAGGGCUUGCUACCAUCGACUCGCGCCUGGGUUGGGCUCGCAAACAUGCUAGGCGUUUGGACCAUGUUCCCCUUGCUAAAAAGAGACGAGCUUAGGAUACCCUACUUUGUUAUAUCUUUACUUUGGGCCUAUCUACUUGGUCUUCCUCCAGUCUCUUUUUCGGCCUAUUACGAAGGCAGUCGCAGCGGAAUACACCUUAUGAGUAAGAUUAUCCAUCUCAGCAUCUACGUCGCCAUGGUCGGAUGGCAUGUUGUCGAAGCUUUCUUGCCUCCACCCGCGGGUAAACCGGACCUGUGGGUAGUGGCAAAUGCAAUCGUCGGCACAGGCGGAUUUGGCAUCUGCUAUCUAUGGUGUCUGUGGCGACUCGUAGCGCAGAGCGAGUUGGUUGGUAAAGUAAAAAGCAAGACCUUGUAG